AAAAUAUGAGCAUUGUGUGUGUGUCCGUGAACUGACUAGGCAAAACAGCAGUAGAAUGUCUAUGAUCUCGACGGUCCUUCUCCCACCUCCAUUCGCCAGUCUUUAUAAGUUAAAGUGACGAUUAUUAUGAUUGGAAAAUCGCCCAAAAAUCGCCAGCUUCGUCAGGUUUUUAAUCAUUUAUUUCAGAACUUGUGCAACACAACAUGCCUACUGUCCGCUGCAGCUGAACAUGAAAAGUGAAAGUAAAAAGUCCUCUCACUCUGUAAAGUCAGGCACGCGGUGCAUUCAGGUACACCACGGAAAAAUACAUCUGCCACAUUAGAACCCGAUUCAUUACAUUAUUACAGGUAUUAUCAUUAUUAUUCCUAUUUCUAUUCAUAAUUUAUUUGUUUUGCUCUGUGUAAUUGCUAUUUGCAAUAGUACCAGUGGUAUUUAUUAAGGAUUUAGUGAAAAUUUUCGGGCUGUAGAACGAAUUAAUGGAAUUAUAAUGUAUUCUUAUGGGGAAAUCCUGCUCGACAUACAGUACGAGCAUUUCGACUUACAAACAAGGUCCUGGAACGAAUUAACUUUGUAUAUACCACUGUUAUUGUAACUUAGUUUUAUUUCUGAGACUGCAUUUCGGGGUCAUCAACAAAGUCAAACUCCGCCUAUGGUUUUGAAAAACUUUUCUGUGGACUGACAGGGAAAAAAAGUUUAACACUUUUGAAAGUGAAGUGUGAAACAAAGCAUUUAGUUUAACGGCUCUGAGUUUAACACUUUUGAAGGUGAAGUGUUAAACAAAGCAUUUGAUUCAAAGAAUAUCUUUGACUUGACUCACAAGUGGUACUCUUUCUGUACUAAUCACUUUAGUUUACUGAAUUUAUCCGCAAUACAUUAAUUUUGUGAUGAUAAUGAACCCAAUUAGAUAUAUCACAAAGAUUUUAACUGGGAGGGUAGUAAUUGAUCAUAUUUCACUGCUAUUGACAGCGACAGAAUUCAUUUUAACAGUCAAAAUGGAUUGGACGUCUAUCGCUGUCGAUGGCCGUCAACGAGUUGUUAUUAUUUCAGUGACAUAAUGAACAUUUCAUGGCUCUCUCUACAAUUUGUAACACAUUUUAUAGAACAUUUAUGUGUACCUAAUGUUGUGUCCAGAUCAUGUGGGCGGGAAAAGAUCCGCCCUUUUGUACGUAAAAAUAACGUGCGGUGACGUCACGACGUUACCAGCGUAAACAAAACAUGUCGCUCAGACAGACACAAGGAAGAGAAAUGAACGGUCAAGCGGACGUCGAAGUCGACUACAAGCGAAAAUACAAGAAUCUCAAACGAAAAUUAAAAUUUCUGGUGUAUGAACAUGAAUGCUUCCAAGAGGAACUGAGAAGAGCACAGAGAAAACUCCUGAAAGUGUCGCGGGAUAAAAGCUUCCUUCUGGACCGACUGCUUCCGUAUGAGAGAGUAGAUGAAGACUCAUCAGAUUCCGAUGCGACAGUUUCUUCAGACAACAGUGAGAGCGAAGUACUGCGGGAGAGGGAACGAGAACGGGAAGGAGCGAAGAAGCGAAGAAAUAGCCCCAGCACGUGUCUGCCGCCAUCAACCUCACCUCACCUGUCCCUAUUAUCCCGUCCAGGCACACACCCACUUCAGUCUUCCGCCACUGGAACUUACCUCAAUGCUGUGGUUGCACCCAUGACCGCCAAUUACCCAUCAGGCCAGACGGCUGCUUCGGCCACUGGCGGCCCCUUCAGCUGGGUCCCCCGUCAAAUGCUCAGCGGGGACGCCGCCGAGGAGGACGGCGAGAGCGACGUCGACAGCGACAGAGGAGACGAAGACCGGGGCGAGGGGGAUGAAGCCGAGCUUGUCAUUGACAUCCCUAAUGAGUGAGCUUAUCUGGGUGUUUGCCGUAAUAUUCAGUAUGUGAGUAAAUGGACAUUAAGCUCAAAUACUGCUAUUGACAGCGAUAGAGCCAAAUCCAUUUUUAACUGGAAUGGCUGGUAUCGAAUGAUGUUUCUGUGCCGUUGAUGGCGAUAGACAUCCAAUACAGUGGAAGUUUAUUGUCGUCAAUGGCAUCUAAUGAGUUAAUUUAUAAAGUUUCCUUAGUUUCAGUAUUGUAAGAGGUAAUAUGCAAAAUUUAAGCGUGGUCAGUAUAAAACAAGUAUAUUUUUAGAGUAGCCUGUGGGUGGCGUUAAGGAGCCCUGGGUGAUGAUCAUGUUGUUUAAUUAGCAUCUUAAUAUGCAACACCAGUGAAGAGUGUGGAUCAAUUUAGCAACAAAAAUGCGCUCAUUAAUGCAGAUUUCAGAACACUAAGAGAAAUGCAUUUUUUGUGCAUUUCCAAAGUGUUGCAUUUCAGCAUUUAGUCUGCUGGCAAAGCCUCAGAUGAACGACUUGUGCCAUUCUAGGUCCACCAACUCCUAUCUUGUGUCAUCAUUUAUUUUGCUGUGAAGUGACAUCAGUGAGCACAAAUCAUGCAAAGCACACAAAAGCAUCCAUUGAUGUGCUGUACCGUCGUGUUCUGGAGUUUCAGUGUCAUAAAUCGACAAAGUUACUGUGAGGUCAAAUGUAAAAAAAAAAGUUAAUUUUAAGAGCAACUGUGGUUCGUCUAUCACCGUUAAUGGCAGCCAGUGAGUUAAGGGAUCUGAAACGGAUGAAAUUGAGAUAAUAUGAGCAUAGACUUCACUAUCAGUUGACAGGAUAGGGGGCGCGGGCCGCUCCGUAGGGGGCCUAUUUUCAAAAACUUGAAAAUAAAUUUUUUUAAAAACUAAAGCCGCUAUUGACCUAAAAUCAAAACGGGCACCUCCCUUAGGCAUAUAUGAGUCUCCAUGAGCAGCGGCAUAAAAAAAAUUGAAAGUUGUUCCCUACUAAAAUUAUUAUUAUAUUAUAAUAAUUAUUUUUGAUAAGUAUAACAAAACAUAAAAUAAUCGCCUAUAUUUUCAGGAUCAAUAGCAAUAUUUAACAUAACAUAUAGGUUUUUGCCCGAAAUAGCAAGCUAUUUUUUUUCAUUUAUUGCAAUUUUGAAAUAGGUAUUCAACAGCUAAUUUUCACAUCACAAUCUUAAUACUUGAGAAAAGCAUGUGGAAUCAGCUAAAUUUUACUCGGCAAAAGCAAAAUUUUCAUUUUCCUACAUACAAUUAGAACUUAUUUAGGUUGAAUUCCGAUGUCACUUUUGCCUCAGCACGUCUUACCGGCUAUCUGGCCCUCGUCGUUUUUAGAUUGAAAUGUUACAUAAAAUAAAACACGUAAAAGCUGAAUUGUUUUUGUAUCGAUGCAUAAAUGUCUAAAUUACUGUUUUUUUUUUUUUGCCAAAAAACGGGCAGUAGGCAGAAAAUUACCUCGUUAUUUGAAUGUAAAGUUUCGCUAUUGUGUAUGAAUACAAAAUCCAACAUGCCGGCGAUCACAAAGCAAAGAGCUUUUUAAGUUGAAAAUCUUGUAAAUAAAUGCAAGUAUCCCUGAAUUUCUAUAGAUAUGAACGUAAAACAGUCUAGAUUCUUGGUUAAAAGCAAAAAAAAAAAUAGGCAGUUAUUAUUCAUUUUAUGUAAAUAUUUCAAGCCAAAGUUACGCAAAUUUUUUUCCAUUCAUUUUUUUCACAACGUUUCAAAAUGCAUGCAUGGUGCCAUUUUAGAAAAUAAUUACCUUGAAUCCUCAACCAAAUCACUCUUGAGACACUCCUGCCUGCUUAUAUGCACUAAAAGUUUUGUCCUGUUUCCACCUAAAUCCGGCGUUAGAAUGCAGCUAGUGUUUGAGUUUAUUACAGUGAAAGCUGCCACGACACUCAACUUUGCCCGGCCCCCCACGGACUACCGUUGGGCAAUUUCUGUAGGGGCUUUCCCGUCAAUUGAUAUGAAGUCUAUGACAUGAGUUAUGAGUACAGUAUUUUUCUGACUAUAAGUCAGACCUGAGUAUAAGUCGCACCGAUAUAAAAUAUAAAGCUGGCGUAGGUGCUAUGCGUACUCCCUACGUAAGAACUCAAAGGAGCCUGAUGGCGGCUGAAACUAGACUGGGCAGUUGGCUCUGUCUUUAGAACGCUCGACUGGGUUCCUCCAUUUGGAGAGAGUGAGAAAGGACCGUUGUGGCAUCACUGUCACCAUCAGACCAGUAUGACAUACAUAAUUUUUACAAACGGAAAGUUAUACAUUUUUCCCCUUAUUUUAACGAUACAAUUUUUGCAAGCAUUUUUAAGCCAUUUUUUUGGGCUAUGUAAGCAACACUUGUUGCAAACUUUCGAUCUCAGUCCAAAUUACUACCAAAUCAAUUCUUCGUCCUUAGUGUCAGUUUUAAACAACAACAACAACUCUGGAAGUAGAGGGCACACUUACGGAGCCCUUCUCGUGACUGUCAGUGUAACAAAAAUGAAAAAUCAUUAAAGUCACAAUUGAGUAUGAGUUGCAGUGCUAGCCAAAUUAUGAGAAAACGUGUGACUUAUAGUCCAGAAAAUACAGUACUGUUUUUUAUUUUUAUACUCAUAUCUCGGCUUCCUCUCACAUCCCAAAAGCAUGAAUCGUAGGCUCAGUAAACACUCCAAAUUGUUCGAAUUGUUGUGAAUGGUUGUUUCUCACGAUGUGCGACUGGCUAGCAACCAGUCCUGUUCCAUUGUUAACCUGGGAUAGGCUCCGGCACCCCCACAAUCCUUUUGAGGAUAAGCGGUUCAGAAGAUGAAUGAAUACUCAUUUCUCCUAGCACUCUCUGUGUUUUAUUGGAACAUCAAAACCUUGUAACAUUUCAUGAGUGAAUUGAGAUUUUCAUGUCAAUAUAUCAAAUGUACCCAUAUUUUUUUUAGUCAAAUCAACUGAAUUGAAGUCUUUUCUACAGUUCAAAUCCAAGGGCUCCCUCUUGUGGAGUUUCUAACCUGGCAUGGAAAGAAACGAGGCUUGUAAACUUUUAUUAGAUUUUUUUUUUUUUUUUUUUUUGGUAUGUGCACCAAACACUGUUAAGACUGCAACAAAGCGACAUUGAUGGUAUUGGUUACAACAGUUCAAUCAUG
Messenger RNA from Corythoichthys intestinalis (scribbled pipefish), 4951 nucleotides. It is a transcript of the gene ino80e, whose product is annotated as INO80 complex subunit E. Lineage: Eukaryota; Metazoa; Chordata; Actinopteri; Syngnathiformes; Syngnathidae. Gene Ontology annotation, cellular component: nucleus; Ino80 complex. Gene Ontology annotation, biological process: chromatin remodeling. The record is from RefSeq and is a predicted model, not a curated record. The coding region runs from base 1216 to 1857 and encodes 213 amino acids. The transcript is spliced from 7 exons.